CAACGGUAAAAUCUAAAAUGAGAUUGAGGCAGUGAAAUUUUGAAGGGGCAAGCAAUAAAGUAUGGAGUAUUUAAAAUGAGAUGGCAAGAAUGAAUUUGGAAUAAGGAAAUUGUCUAUUUUGCAGGGAUUCGGUCCUGGCAGUUGGAUCUAUACAGCAUAUAAAGCGGUUCAGCCGUAGUUCUCUCGAGAGACCGGAGAAGCUAAAAAUGGUGUUGGGGUGGCGCACAAUAGCGGUGGUGCUCGCGUGCGCGGCUCUGGCAAUGCUGCCCGCAGUCUCGUCCCAGACGCCGCCGCCGCCCGGCCAGCCCCAGUUGUAUAAAGUCGGGGGCAGCCAUAUGUGGAAAGAUAAUGCGACUUUCAACUACACCACUUGGGCAAGCGGCAAACAUUUUCACAAGGGAGAUUGGCUCAUUUUUUAUUUUGACAAGACCAUGUGUAAUGUGCUGGAAGUAAACAAAACCUGCUAUGAUUCUUGCGAUUCUGACCAUUUCAUCCAAAACAUUACACAUGGUGGAAGAGAUGUUGUCCAACUUAACCAGACCAAAACUUACUAUUUCAUUAGCCACAGCUGGCAGUGCGCAAAUGGAAUGAAAGUAGCAAUUCACGUUGAAAAACCACCGCCUCCUCCGACAACAUCCCCAAAAAAGAGCAGUUCUCCUCCUACUCUGCUCUCCACAUUCAGAGGCCACAUUGUUCUGCCAGCUUUGUUCACCAUUGCUGCUGUGUGGGAUUCCUUCCUGUUGCUUGUGUAGGUAGGAGCAUUGUUCAUCAUCUAGAUUACACGGCUUUGCUGAAUUGGUUAAGUUAAUUUGGAGCUACCCAAUUGUGAAGAAAGAUUGCUAUGUAGGCUGAUGUGUGCAUUUAUGUACCCGGAAAAGAAAACCUUGACGUGUUUUGCAGUUUUCUCUUGUUCUCUAAGGUCGUCAACCAAUUUUUAAACUAAUUAUUUGAUCAUUCGAGCUCACUUAUGUCUGUGUGGUGGUGUGUCAGCGUGUUCUCAUUUGUUUGAACUUGGAGAAAUAGAGUACACAAAUUGCGGAGACUACAAUUUGUAUGAUUUAUCUAGGACAAACAUUGACUUUGUUAAUCAUGUUGAUAUUAAAUACUUGGUACUUCCACUGUUCCUUUUUAUUAAUACUUCUCAUUUUUUUUCCCUUUCUCCCAAAGCUAUGGGUACUGUCUUAAGUUAAACACUUAAACUCCAUCAAUUUUCCAAUAUAUUAUCUUUUAAUC
Cuscuta epithymum is the source of this 1233-nucleotide messenger RNA. NCBI's taxonomy places the organism in Eukaryota, Viridiplantae, Streptophyta, Magnoliopsida, Solanales, Convolvulaceae. The record is from the annotation of a GenBank genome assembly.